This is a messenger RNA of Malus domestica (apple), 1965 nucleotides long. RefSeq names its product putative pumilio homolog 8, chloroplastic. Gene Ontology annotation, biological process: post-transcriptional regulation of gene expression. Gene Ontology annotation, molecular function: mRNA binding. Gene Ontology annotation, cellular component: cytoplasm. The record is from RefSeq and is a predicted model, not a curated record. Lineage: Eukaryota; Viridiplantae; Streptophyta; Magnoliopsida; Rosales; Rosaceae.
AUGGAGAUGAAGAGAGGAGAGGUUGCGCUUCAAUGGUUUAAUACUACAGGCCCGAACAACGACCAUCUAGUCCUCUCCCCUUACAUCUUCCCUGAAAACCACCUUCGUCGCGAUUCUCCUUCUGCUUCCUUGCCGGACAUCUGUUGGGACCCUAGUCUGGGGAACGUUUCUUAUCAAAACGCCAUGCUCCCAAAUCAUCUAUACCAAAACCCUAACCCCUCACAAAACACCAAUCUCAAUAAUAAUACUGAUUUUGCUGAUCAGAGCCAAAAUCAGCAUCAUCUCCCUGCUGCUUUGAAUCGACUGAGCAUAUCGAAUAACAAUUCUCAUCAUCAUGAUCAUCAGCCGCAGCCUGGUGGUACUGCGUCGAACCUAAGAGCAAACAGCUUCUCAGGAGGUAAUGGUUUUACUACUCAAUACCCAUCCCCUCAUCAUGUGCAAGAGGAGGAGGAAUAUUUGGAGAGGUUGAAGAAUCAGUAUGUUUUGUUGAUGGCACAGAUGGAUCAGUACGUGAGGCUUCAUGGAUCCUUUUCCAAUCAUGGUACCACUAAUAACCAUAAUUUCAAUGGUGCUCUUCCCCAUUCUUUGUCAGCGGCACGCGGUAAUUUUCCUUUGAUAGAGGUGGAACCUAUUUAUACAGGAGGAGCGAGUCGGGGUGGGAGUAGUAGUACUUCUAGGCCAAAUAAUAUUGCUCAAUUUUCCUCUGCUGAUCAAUUUGGUGCUUAUGGAUAUCAUCCAAUGAGGCCUAAUAAUUCGCUGCGAAACGGAUUAACUAGCAGCCGCGGAUCAUCAUCAAGGUAUGCUAAUGGGUCAGGACGACAGCGUCUACGUACUAAUUUCUCAUCAUCAUCGUCAUUGGAACAAAGCGGCCAAGUGAUGACUAGUAGUAAUUUAAUUACCAAAGAUCAUGAUCAUGGCAUCAGGGGAUCAAGGUUUGCUAAUGGCUCUGCACGGCAGCAGCAUCCAAGUACUUUCUCUCUGACUUUAGAAGAAAUAAGGGGCCAAAUUGCUUUGGUGGCCAAAGAUCAUGCCGGGUCUAAAUUUUUGCAGAAGAAGAUGGAGGAGGGCAAGCCGGAGGAAAUUACUAUCAUUUUCUCCGAGGUCAUGGAGGCGGAUUUCCGUGAAUUGAUGGUUGAUCAAUUCGGCAACGAACUUGUUCAGAAACUUGUUGAAGCAGCCAACAAAGAAGGAUGGUCCAAAAUGCUUGACUUGGUGAUGAGUGAUGAGAAAAAACUCAAGGACAUAUGCACUGAUCAGCACGGAAGUCGAGCAAUGCAGAAACUGCUGGAGCGCGUUGAAACCCGUGAGCAACAGUCGGCAUUCAUGCGGCUUCUGAAGCAUAUAACGAUUCCCUUGAGCAAGACCCAGCCUGGUUAUUAUGUGAUUCAAGUUUGCUUGAAACAUUUCUCUCCUGAAUCCACCAAGGGUCUUCUGGAAUUAGUAUACGAAAACUGCCUUGCUCUUGCAAAAGACAAAUUUGGGUGUUGCUUAGUGCAAAGUAGUGUUCAUUAUGCUUAUACAGAAGCUAAAGAGCGUCUUGUGGCUGACAUAACUGAAAAUGCUCGAGUUCUCUCUGAAGAUCCAUACGGGAACUAUGUCGUGCAGUACAUAAUUGGAUUAAAGAACCCGCGUGUUACAACUGACAUACUAGCACAACUUGGAGGUAGUUUUGUUAAUCUAUGCAUGAAUAAGUAUGGCAGUAAUGUGGUUGAGAAGAUCUUGAAAGAGGCUGGAGAAGAGCAUGUCAAUACCAUUGUUUACGAGAUGAUUAAUAGUCCACACUUUUUGGCUCUUCUUCAAGAUCCUUAUGGGAAUUAUGUUGCUCAAUCUGCUUUGGGAGUAUCCAAGGGAGCUGCUCAUAAUACUCUUGUGCAACUCGUUCGGAGCCAUUACCCUUAUCUCCACAGUCAUCUUUACGGGAAAAGGGUGCUGGACAAAACCAGGGGUCACAGGCAUCGUUACUAA